AGCGGACCGUCCCACCUUAGGACGCGAAGGUGCGUUUGCGCGUUGCGAUAAAGUACGGCGACAGCUGACUUUGCCUGCGCUGCCGCCUUCGGGGCAGGCGGAGGUGCGGUGCUUUGACUUUUUGCGCUGCUGUGCGGCGGCGCGUGUGCGGGAGGCGCCGGGGGUGCUGCGCCUGCAACACUGCCGCGACACGCAGGUCUGUAUUGGCGGUCUGGAGGCCUGUCUGUUCGGUGGCGAGCGGAAGCGCUGCAACAUCAGCGUGGAGCUGAUCGUGGCACCGAAGAUUCUGCUGGUGGAUGAGCCGACGUCCUGUCUGGGCUCCGUGCUGUCUGCAAAGGUCGUGCGCCCGCUGCCGCAGCUGUGGCGGAUGGGCCGCGUUUUACUGCGCGACCGCAGACGGUUCCCGUGGUGGGUUCGGGGUGGUGCUUCGCGACGCGCCGGUGCCGCCCCACCCCUUCGCUUCGCAGCGUGUCGUUUGUUUGCGUGCGUUCCGAGGCUCCGCUCGGCCCUCGCCCUGGCGUUUGCGUGGCGAGGGAGAAGCAGACGAAAUGGCGUUGGUUCUGCAUCGACUCGUCCGCCUGUGUGCCCGGCAUGAGCCGCUGCUCUCCUGAUUUCCUUUCUUUCGCCCACACACGCACUCUCGCGCGUCAGGUGUUCGUCUCGCACCGCCUCCCCGCUUUACGGCGCGUGCGCGUGCUCAUUGCCGCGAUCUUCACUGUGCCGACCACACGCGCCAGCGUCGGCGGCUAUCGAAGCGGCGCGUGCGUCGUGGGUGUGUUGGCGGCGCCGGGGCCGCGACCGGCGUGUACGGCGGGUGGCGGAGAGGGGGGCCGCCCCGGCGUCGCUGAACGCGCGCAGAUGAGCAGACGCGGCGCCCCAUGCCGCACCGGUGGCCGUGCAGUCCCUUCUCGCUGGCGUACCCGGACGCCCUCUCGCGCGAGGCCGCCGCAGCGCGUCGUGGCGUGGUGGCCGCGACGGAGGGGAGUGCGAAUGCGUUUGGUGUCUUGGCCUGCGCCUGUAGCGCACCGAGUACGAUGCGAUCACCAUGACCCCCUUGUGCCUUCACUGCGAGCAUGGCGGUGGCGCACGUCCACGCGGUGA
This is a messenger RNA of Leptomonas pyrrhocoris, 1101 nucleotides long. RefSeq lists its product as hypothetical. Bases 592 to 1101 code for a protein of 169 amino acids. NCBI's taxonomy places the organism in Eukaryota, Euglenozoa, Kinetoplastea, Trypanosomatida, Trypanosomatidae. The record is from RefSeq and is a predicted model, not a curated record. The transcript has a single exon.